AUGGCUGUCAAUCGGAAAGGUGCAUCGAGACUGCAUACUCAUGCAAUGGCGGAAACAGAAACGUUAACCAUGGAUUCCGAUGAUGAAGACUGCAAAUUGGAAGCAGUGAAAUUUCGUGAUGAUGAUGAAGACGAUGGCAACACCAUCACCAAGGGUGGUAAAAGCAAGAAAAAGACUGCUAAAGUCAAGAAGAGCAGCUCUUUUGUUAAAAAUUUAAUGAGAGGCCGCUUUAAAGUAAAGAAACCUGGAGAUGCUGGCCUUAAUACUACAACCGCUCAAGCAAUAAAUUCAGAUGCUCAACCAGUAUUUGGCGUACCGCUAGAAGUUGCUAUAGAACGAAGUAGCAAUACCCAUAACAUUUGUCUGCCUCGAGUUAUUUACGAAUGUAUUCAAUACCUAGAAAGGACAGGUAUUCAUAGUGAAGGUAUCUAUCGUGUAUCUGGUACCAAAUCGAAAAUUAUGGCUUAUAGAGCUCAGUAUGACAGCGUUGGGACUAUCGAUUUUUCCACCGCUGAUCCUGAUAGUGUAGCUGGUUUACUAAAACUAUAUUUAAGAGAAUUACCUUGCAAUCUACUUACAAGUGAAUUAUCUGACAAGUUUGAGGAAGCGUCGGCUAUAUCACUCAAAGACGGCAGUUGGGAGCCUAUUAAAGCUUUAGUACAACAACUUCCCCUUCCUAAUCGAACACUGAUAUGCUGGAUUAUUAAACAUGUAGCCAAUGUUAUCAAAAAUGAAAGUGUCAACAAGAUGACGUUACCAAAUAUGGUGAUCGUUCUUGGUCCAACUUUGCACUUGCCAACCCCUGUAAUUACAGCUUUUUUAAACCACGCCGACGAAAUAUUUAGUGACAUACCAUUUGAAGCAAGCCUACAAAAGUCUGCUGAAGAAACUGUCGAGUCAUUAAAUAAAACCAUCGCCGAGGUAGAAAGUCAGUUGGAUAGCCUUCAUGAUAGUCUACGCAAAUUACCAAAGUCUGGAAAGGAACAUAAGAAGAAAUCAGAAUUAUUAUGGGCUGCUCAAAGAAAGCUUACGGAACUUUCUAGACAGCGUCGUCUAGCAACAAAAGUAGCUAAAUCUUUGGAUCAAGCUAUGCCACUGGAUACUGAUAAAGAAAAAUUAGAAGACGAUUUAGAUUCAGUACCUAUCGCAGAAGAUUCUUGCAAGCUCGAAAACCAGGAAUUGUUACUGUUGCAUGACGAAUUGCAAGAGAUGAUCGAUGCUGAAAAGAAAUUGAUUGAGAAUAUAAAGGAGGAAAUUGCAACCUUAACGGAACAGUUAAAGGAGAAUUCCGAUGCUGCAGUAGAGAAUGGAGAUGAAAUGCUAUCUGAAGCCGAACAACAAGAAUUGCAUGAUCGAUUAUCAAAGGAGAAUCAAGAAUUGGAACUACAUCUUGACGAGCUAUUUACGAAAAUUCAUGAGCAACGUCAGGCUUGCAUAGAUCUGAAGGUUCAAAUUAAACUACUAGAAAAGGAGCAAGAAGGCCAGCUAUCGGUUGAGGAAGCGACAUUUUAA
Molecule: messenger RNA, 1512 nt
Organism: Trichoplax adhaerens
Lineage: Eukaryota; Metazoa; Placozoa; Uniplacotomia; Trichoplacea; Trichoplacidae
Exons: 16
Coding region: 1-1512 (503 amino acids)
Biological process (GO): small GTPase-mediated signal transduction
Molecular function (GO): small GTPase binding; GTPase activator activity
Source: RefSeq, a predicted model, not a curated record